Molecule: messenger RNA, 3924 nt
Organism: Brassica oleracea var. oleracea
Lineage: Eukaryota; Viridiplantae; Streptophyta; Magnoliopsida; Brassicales; Brassicaceae
Product: cellulose synthase-like protein D2
Exons: 4
Coding region: 313-3747 (1144 amino acids)
Biological process (GO): cellulose biosynthetic process; plant-type primary cell wall biogenesis
Cellular component (GO): trans-Golgi network; plasma membrane
Molecular function (GO): mannan synthase activity; cellulose synthase (UDP-forming) activity
Source: RefSeq, a predicted model, not a curated record
AGAGAUCUUCCCUCUCGGUUUCUCUCUCUCUCUAUUCAACAAAGCUUUGCUUAAAUCUUCAUGGUUUCACCUAAUCUUUAGAUCUUUGAAUAAAUAUAUAUACAGUCGCUAUCCUCAUUACGUGUAUUAGUUAGCAGCUAAGGGUGCUUGAGUAUUUUGCUCACGACUAAGUCCCUUUCUCAUCCUCUCCCUUUCACUCUCAUCUCUUCUUCAAUGCCUCUUCUCCAGCUGCGUUGAAUCCUUCAGACAGAUUUGUUCCAAAAACAAAGUGUUUUCUUCUCCUGUCUCUUCCUCUCUUCCUCUGUAAGGAGGAUGGCAUCCCAUAGCCAAUUCGGUAAAAGCCGCUCAAAUCUAUCAAACAUGUCCGAUGCCAACGAGCCUGGAAGACCAUCUGUCCCUUCCAAAGUCAAGUUCUCUCGAAGAACCAACUCUGGCCGCUACGUCAGCUACUCUAGAGACGACCUCGACAGCGAGCUUAGCGCUGCUGACUACGCAAACUACACAGUCCACAUCCCUCCGACCCCAGACAACCAGAUAAUGGACCCAUCCAUAUCCCAAAAGGUCGAGGAGCAGUACGUCUCCAACUCCAUGUUCACCGGAGGCUUCAACAGCGCCACGAAGGCUCACCUCAUGGACAAAGUGAUCGAGACAGAGACCACACAUCCCCAGAUGGCUGGCUCCAAAGGCUCCUCCUGCGCCAUCCCCGGCUGCGACGCCAAGGUUAUGAGCGAUGGGAGAGGACAAGACCUUCUCCCCUGUGAAUGCGACUUCAAAAUCUGUAGAGACUGUUUCGUUGACGCGGUCAAAACCAACUGUGGGAUCUGCCCCGGGUGUAAAGAACAGUACAAGAACACCGAGUUGACUGACCUGGUUGAUGAUUACGGUCAGCAGAGGCUCCCGGGUCCUGAGGGUAGUAGCGGGGCAAAGAUGGAGAGGAGGUUGUCGUUGAUGAAGUCGACUAGUAAAUCGGUUUUGAUGAGGAGCCAGACCGGAGAUUUCGAUCAGAACAGGUGGUUGUUUGAGACCAGUGGGACUUAUGGGUAUGGGAAUGCUUUUUGGACCAAGGAUGGGAACUUGGGGAGUAGUAAGGAUGGUGAUGGAGAUGGUGAAGGUGUGGAGAUGCAGGAUUUUAUGAACAAGCCUUGGAGACCGCUUACUAGGAAGCUGAAGAUUCCUGCUGCUAUUAUUAGUCCAUACAGGCUAUUGAUAUUUAUCCGUGUAGUUGUUCUUGCACUGUUCUUGACUUGGAGGAUCAAUCAUCAAAACGAAGACGCUAUAUGGUUAUGGGGAAUGUCUGUAGUUUGUGAGCUUUGGUUCGCCUUUUCUUGGCUUCUCGAUCAGCUGCCUAAGCUAUGUCCCAUUAACCGUGCAACGGAUCUUCAAGUCCUCAAGGAGAAGUUCGAAACCCCUACACCAAGCAACCCCACUGGAAAAUCCGACCUCCCUGGUCUCGACGUGUUUGUCUCCACUGCUGAUCCCGAGAAAGAGCCUCCUCUGGUCACUGCCAACACCAUUCUAUCCAUUCUUGCUGCGGAGUAUCCAGUUGAGAAGCUUUCUUGCUAUGUAUCCGACGAUGGAGGGGCACUUCUUACGUUUGAAGCCAUGGCUGAAGCUGCUAGCUUUGCAAACAUUUGGGUUCCCUUUUGCCGUAAGCAUGUGAUCGAGCCGAGGAAUCCAGAGUCCUACUUUAGCUUGAAAAGGGAUCCUUACAAGAACAAAGUCAAGUCUGACUUUGUCAAGGAUAGGAGAAGGGUUAAGCGUGAGUACGAUGAGUUUAAAGUUAGGAUUAACGGCUUGCCUGAUUCCAUAAGGAGACGUUCUGAUGCGUAUAACGCUAGAGAAGAGAUUAAAGCUAUGAAGAUGCAGAGACAGAACAGAGAUGAUGAGCUUUUAGAGCCUGUCAAGAUUCCUAAAGCUACUUGGAUGGCUGAUGGUACUCACUGGCCUGGUACUUGGUUGACUCCUGGUACUGACCACUCCAAAGGUGACCACGCCGGUAUCAUUCAGGUGAUGUUGAAGCCACCAAGUGAUGAUCCACUACACGGAGUAUCCGAAGGCUUUCUUGAUCUAACCGACGUUGACAUCCGACUUCCCCUCCUUGUCUACGUCUCUCGCGAGAAGCGUCCUGGUUACGACCACAACAAAAAGGCAGGAGCCAUGAACGCGCUAGUAAGAGCCUCAGCGAUCAUGUCAAACGGAGCAUUCAUACUCAACCUCGACUGCGACCAUUACAUAUACAACUCCGAGGCGAUGAGGGAAGGCAUGUGCUUCAUGAUGGACCGAGGAGGCGACCGUCUCUGCUACGUCCAGUUCCCGCAAAGGUUCGAAGGCAUCGACCCGUCUGAUCGUUACGCUAACCACAACACUGUCUUCUUCGACGUCAACAUGAGAGCUCUCGAUGGGCUUAUGGGCCCGGUUUACGUCGGAACCGGUUGUCUCUUCAGAAGAAUCGCUCUUUACGGGUUUGACCCGCCUCGUUCCAAGGAACAUACCUCCGGUUGUUGUAGCUGCUGCUUGCCUCGUCGUAAGAAGAGUCAUGUCUCCGAGGAGAACCGAGCGUUACGUAUGGAUGAUGAUGACGAGGAGGAGAUGAGUCUCUCUCUAGUCCCCAAGAAGUUUGGUAACUCAACGUUCCUUAUAGACUCAAUCCCCGUCGCUGAGUUCCAAGGCAGGCCUUUGGCGGACCACCCGUCAGUUAAAAACGGGCGCCCGCCCGGCGCGCUCACGAUCCCGCGCGAGCUUCUCGAUGCUUCAACAGUAGCGGAAGCUAUUGCUGUUAUCUCUUGUUGGUACGAGGAUAAGACCGAGUGGGGGACGCGUAUCGGUUGGAUCUACGGUUCGGUUACCGAAGACGUUGUGACCGGUUAUCGAAUGCAUAACCGGGGGUGGAAGUCGGUUUACUGCGUGACGAAGCGCGACGCGUUUCGAGGCACCGCUCCUAUUAACCUGACGGAUAGGCUUCACCAGGUUCUCCGUUGGGCUACCGGAUCCGUCGAGAUCUUCUUCUCCCGCAACAACGCGCUUCUCGCUAGCCCCAAGAUGAAGUUCCUCCAGAGGAUCGCUUACCUGAACGUCGGUAUCUACCCGUUCACGUCCAUCUUCUUGAUAGUCUACUGUUUCCUUCCCGCGCUUUCUCUCUUCUCGGGGCAGUUCAUCGUCCAGACGCUUAACGUCACGUUCCUUAUCUACCUUCUUAUCAUCUCCAUCACUCUCGUCUUGCUCGCGUUGCUGGAGAUCAAAUGGUCGGGGAUCUCGUUGGAAGAAUGGUGGAGGAACGAGCAGUUUUGGCUCAUCGGUGGAACGAGCGCGCAUAUCGCGGCCGUUCUUCAAGGUUUGAUUAAGGUCGUAGCUGGAUACGAGGUCGCGUUCACGCUAACGUCCAAGUCGGGGGGUGAUGACGUGGACGACGAGUUUGCGGAAUUGUACGUGGUGAGGUGGAGUUCGCUGAUGAUACCUCCGAUAACGAUCAUGAUGGUGAACUUGAUCGCGAUUGCGGUGGGGUUUAGCAGGACGAUUUACGCGGUGAUACCUCAGUGGAGUAAGCUGAUAGGAGGUGUGUUCUUUAGCUUUUGGGUGUUGGCGCAUCUUUAUCCUUUUGCUAAAGGGUUGAUGGGGAGAAGAGGGAGGACGCCGACGAUUGUUUAUGUUUGGUCUGGUCUUGUGGCGAUUACGAUAUCUCUUCUUUGGGUUUCUAUUUAUCCGCCGGCUGGGACUACUGGUAUUGGUGGAUCUUUCAGUUUUCCAUGAUAGGUUUGGUUCGUUGAGUAAACCACAAAACAUUGGUCUUUUUUAUGUUGUAUUAAAAUAACGUUCGUUUAUUAGAUUUUUUCGUUUCUUCUAUGUCUGGUAAGAAUGAUAUGAUGGGUCAUGUUAGAAUUAGAGAUCGGCUUAAUAUAGUUUGAACCAGUGAAGGAACUUAGUUUC